This is a messenger RNA of Rangifer tarandus platyrhynchus (Svalbard reindeer), 867 nucleotides long. The record is from the annotation of a GenBank genome assembly. NCBI's taxonomy places the organism in Eukaryota, Metazoa, Chordata, Mammalia, Artiodactyla, Cervidae.
AUGAAGGAUCGGACUCAGGAGCUGCGGAGUGCGAAAGACAGCGAUGAUGAGGAAGAAGUGGUCCACGUGGACCGAGACCACUUCAUGGAUGAGUUCUUUGAACAGGUGGAAGAGAUCCGGGGCUGCAUUGAGAAGCUGUCAGAGGAUGUGGAACAAGUGAAAAAACAGCACAGUGCUAUCCUGGCCGCCCCCAACCCGGAUGAGAAGACCAAACAGGAGCUGGAGGACCUCACUACAGACAUCAAGAAGACGGCCAACAAGGUUCGAUCCAAGUUGAAAGCGAUCGAGCAAAGCAUUGAACAGGAGGAGGGACUGAACCGUUCCUCCGCGGACCUGCGCAUCCGCAAGACCCAGCACUCCACACUCUCCCGGAAGUUCGUGGAAGUAAUGACUGAAUAUAAUGCGACCCAGUCCAAGUACCGGGACCGCUGCAAGGACCGGAUCCAGCGGCAGCUGGAGAUCACCGGAAGGACCACAACCAACGAAGAACUGGAAGACAUGCUGGAGAGUGGAAAAUUGGCCAUCUUCACGGACGAUAUCAAAAUGGACUCGCAGAUGACAAAGCAGGCGCUGAACGAAAUCGAGACGAGGCACAACGAGAUCAUCAAGCUGGAAACCAGCAUCCGUGAGCUGCAUGACAUGUUUGUGGACAUGGCCAUGCUGGUGGAGAGCCAGGGCGAAAUGAUUGACCGCAUUGAGUACAAUGUGGAACAUUCCGUGGACUACGUGGAGCGAGCUGUGUCUGACACCAAGAAAGCUGUGAAAUAUCAGAGCAAGGCCCGGAGGAAGAAAAUCAUGAUAAUCAUUUGCUGUGUGGUGCUGGGGGUGGUCUUGGCGUCAUCCAUUGGGGGGACGCUGGGCUUGUAG